This is a messenger RNA of Chara braunii, 975 nucleotides long. NCBI's taxonomy places the organism in Eukaryota, Viridiplantae, Streptophyta, Charophyceae, Charales, Characeae. The record is from the annotation of a GenBank genome assembly.
GGUCUUCUUUCCCCGCCGAUUCUUCCAAGCCCGUUCCCUUGGCUGUGGUUUCGCAGGAUGGUAGAUAGGGACAGUGGGAAUCUCGUUAAUCCAUUCAUGCGCGUCACUAAUUAGAUGACGAGGCAUUUGGCUACCUUAAGAGAGUCACAGUUACUCYCGCYGUUUACCCGCGAUUGGUUGAAUCUCUUCACUUUGACAUUCAGAGCACUAGGCAGAAAUCACAUUGCGUCAACAUCCGUUGGGACCAUCGCAAUGCUUUGUUUUAAUUAAACAGUCGGAUUCCCCUUGUCCGCACCAGUUCUGAGUCGGCAGUUUGAUGCUUAGGGAGAGUCCCACGGCCCCACCCGAAAGGUGGGGACAUAAGACAUUCUACGUCCAUCAGCACACUGGCAUGCGGGCUCCGCCCUCGCCGCGAGAGCAGCUCGGGCACACCACCGGCAGCCAACGACAUCGAGGCGCAGACCCCUAGGCCCADCCCUCAGAGCCAAUCCUUUUCCCAAGGUUACGGAUCCAUAUUGUCGACUUCCCUUACCUACAUUCUUCCUUUGACCAGACGCUACUCACCUAGGAGACCUGAUGCGGUUAUGAGUACGGUCGGGCGUGAGAGGUACCCGCAGCUCCUGAUUUUCAAGGGUCGUCGGUGGCGCGCUGGACACCACAGGACGCGCGGUGCUUUGCCGGGCGCUGCACCCUAUCUCCGGUUGAUCCGAUUCCAGGGUGGGCGAGCCGUCAAGAAGGAAARAGAACCCUCCCCACGGCCCCUGCCGGCAUCUCCGGAGCUGCUUACGUUACCGUCCACCUCCACAACCCGGUUCGGGAAUAUUAACCCGGCCCCCUUUCGAUAUGCGGCGCGCAGUGCGCCCUUGAUACAAGGUUUCCACAUCUCUUAGGGCCGACUGACCCAUGUCCAAGCGCUGUUCACAUGGAACCCUUCUCCACUUCGGUCUUCAAAGUUCUCAUUUGAAUAUUUGCUAC